Molecule: messenger RNA, 2856 nt
Organism: Oncorhynchus mykiss (rainbow trout)
Lineage: Eukaryota; Metazoa; Chordata; Actinopteri; Salmoniformes; Salmonidae
Source: RefSeq, a predicted model, not a curated record
AAAAAUAUUUUCGUGACUAGCUGGAGUACAGCUACGACCUGAAGGGACUUUUUGCAUCAGGUUAGAAUAUCAAUUUAGCUAACCAUAAAACCUAAACAUUUUCAUAACCUAAACCUGUCUCCUAACCUACCCCAUUAAUUAUCCUAACCUGCUACAAAAAAAACUACUUCCGGUCGAAGCUGUAUUCCGCUAGUCAGAGCCCUUGACCCGGAGAGAAGCAAACAAAUGAGGGGAAUACAUUUUUUUCGUUUUAGUGUUUUGAUUGAUAAAGACUGACAACAUGAACGACUUCGUAAAAAAUAAAUUUCAGAACAAUGUCAAGAUUUACACUGAUAAUCUGGAGAGAAUCGUUGAGAAGUAUUCAAAGCUGCAUGAUGAUGGGACUGAGGUGAACCUGGAGGACAUAACUCCCCAAGAUGUGAGCCGUUGCAUGUUCAAGUCAGAGUUGGCGCUGUCAAAGCUGGAAUUGUCAAAGAGUGAUGCUGGCCUGGCAGAGCUGUCACUAGGAGAUAUUUCUGAAAUACACAGGCCACAUGACACCACUGGAUACUUCAAGAUGGACAUCUCAUACCACCAGUAUGAUGCCAACAGUGAUUGUGUCGAUGAGGGUGCCUUAGACACGAGUGCUGUCACUGCCCCCAGUAACGAUUCUGCUAUGCAUCAGGCUGCCGAGAACAGCCACUGGGUGGACAAUUCCAAGGUGAAUGAGACUAGAAGUAACCUGUGGGGGGCACCAGAGGAGCAGGAUUGGGAGCUGGAGCGCUCUCUGAGCGGUCAACGGAGCACUCUACAGGAGCUGUAUCCCAGCAUGCUCAGUCAGAUAGGAGAGGCCUGGAGGCGCCAACAUGUGUCCGACGCGGCUGUAGGGGUGCUAAGGAGGUACCACAGACUCAGGUGGUCGUCUAACAGAAACUUCAACAGCACCCUGAGACCAGCUCACAGAAAACCUGACCUCAACAUUAGCCAAUCCAUCCUCCCAACAUCUCAGAACACCACACUGAAUGUGAGUAAUCCCAAGAGUCCAAAGUUUAACCUCAAAAGGACAAACGGCACCCAUCCUCCUCCACAGACCAAGGUCAUCCUCCAGAAGUGGCCAGCAGAGAGGCAGUCACCCAGGAAGCGGACAAAUUCAGGAAAUGGACAACCGUCUCGCUCUUUUCCACUGAUGGACUUCUCCUCUUGUCCUUCCUCUGCAGGCUCCAGUCCUGCCGCCUCUGCUCCCUCUUCCCCUCCCUCUUCCCCUCCCUCUGCUCCUCCUUCUUCCCCUCCCUCUUCCCCUCCCUCUGCUCCUCCCUCUUCCCCUCCCUCUUCCUCUGCUCCCUCCUCCCCUCCCUCUGCAGCCUCCUCUGCUCCCUCCUCCCCUCUCUCUGCAGCCUCCUCUGCUCCCUCCUCCCCUCUCUCUGCAGCCUCCUCCCCUCCCUCUGCAGACUCCUCCCUACAGGAGAACCCUGAGCUAGAUGAGGCCCCCCUAAACCAAACCUUCACGGUGUCUAUGUCCUCUGCCCCACUCACCAGGGUUAGGUAUACUACCCUUGUCUUCAGUCCUGACACAGCAGGAGGGUUGAGCAGCCCAUCUCUGAGGUGUGCCGUCCCCAGUCAGAGGAUUUUCACAGCAGUACGCCCUGUGGUCAGUAUGGACAUGUCUUCAGACACAGAGAGGUCUGUCUCAGCAGCACAGAGUCCCUACAGAGCCAGACUGCUGAGCUGGGAAGGCCAGCGUGCAUCUCCUAACACUGACCAUAGAAGCCUCAAAUCAGGCGUUGCUGGAUAUCAGAGAAACAUGGUGACGGUGGAACCCAGAUCUUCCCCUGCGUUUUCCCCCUCUUUUCAGAGUCCUCUGAUGUCACCCAGGAAGCUUCACCACCUAGACGCCUGCAGUACCUCCCAACUGAAAGUCCACUCAUCUCGAGUCACACAUCAGGAGUCUACUGCUGGGGCAGCUCAGCCAAAGCUCCAGCGACAUUAUUCCCUGGAUUCAUUCUCCCCAUCCAUCAGUCUAAGGAACUCCACUAAGCAGAUCGAUGAGGACUUCCAGAAGCUUUACCACAAGCUUGUGUGUCAGGGCAAAUACCACAAGCUUGUCUGUCAGGGCAAAUCGGUCCCCUCCUGUCGCAUGUGUGAGAGGAGAGCAGAGACCACCAGAGGCCCCUCCUCCUCUGCUCUGGCUGCCCUGGCCCUGUCUCCUCACCACUCUGUCAUGAGGAAGCGUCGCAGGGAGCUGGUCCAGAAACAUUCCCCAGAGUCCAAACGCUUCAGAGACAACUCCUGCGUGUACUCACCAGGAUCUCUCCGCCAGAGGAGAGAAAUGAUCAGGUGCCAGAAUCGCUUAGACAGCCACUUGUCCUCCACGCAUCUAUCCUCCAUCCAGAGGGACAUCUCCUGUGACUCCCACACCUGGAGCCCGCAUAGGGCCAGCCUGUUUCAGAUCCGCCACAGCCCCCAUCACCACUCAGACGCAGCAGUCAGGAAAGCUGCAGCCUCCUGGUCUGGCCUGCAUGUUGAUCAGCCCUCUCCUGCUUGUAGAGCGAAAUACAACAGAUUUGUUGGGAUUCAUCCAGGAAAGUCACCUGUCAAGGCAGAGUGCCAAUGUGGCUGUUCGCCAAGUUUCUCUAGGAGACAGCUUCUGUAUAAAUGAUGUCAGCCCACAGAAAGGCCUGCACCUCUAGAUGAUAUGACUGUUAAAUAUGUUGCUGUUUUAUAUCAGCUUUUAAAACAUGUUCCAAUGACUCAUUUGUUACAGUGUUCCCACGAGGUCUUUUUUUAUGCCCCCUUGGGAUAACAAUAGCUGUUUUUGGAACAGAUAGAUGCAUAAAAUACAUACUAAAUGACUUUGUAAUAAAACAAGUUUGAAAACUU